Molecule: messenger RNA, 1900 nt
Organism: Onychomys torridus (southern grasshopper mouse)
Lineage: Eukaryota; Metazoa; Chordata; Mammalia; Rodentia; Cricetidae
Product: zinc finger protein 431-like
Exons: 4
Biological process (GO): regulation of transcription by RNA polymerase II
Molecular function (GO): RNA polymerase II cis-regulatory region sequence-specific DNA binding; DNA-binding transcription factor activity
Source: RefSeq, a predicted model, not a curated record
GCUUUGAAGAAGAGCUGGUUCCAGCAGUUUUUGUGGUGUGCGGUGAGUCCUUCUGUAGGGAGCUGAGAGCAUGGUCGAGCUGGGAACCCAUGAUUUGAAUGCAGUGACCUAUAAUGAUGUGUAUGUCGACAUCACUCAGGAAGAGUGGGCAGUGAUGGAUUCUUCACAGAAGAAUCUCUACAAAGAUGUGAUGCUGGAGACCUAUAUGAACCUCAUUGCUAUAGGCUACAAUUGGGAAGAUCUUAAAGUUGAAGAACAUUGUCAAAGUUGUCAAAAACAUGGAAGGCAUGAAACUACACAUAUAUUUAAAAAAACUUAUGGAUGUAAUCAAAGUGGCAAAGCCUUUACUCAUUGGAAAAUUCUACAAUUAGAUAGAAGAACACAUUCUGGAGAGAAACACUAUGAAUGUAAUCAAUGUGAUAAAGCCUUUACAAAGCCCAGUCAUCUUCAAGUACAUAAAAGAGAACAUACUAGAGACAAACCCUAUGAAUGUAAUCAGUGUGGUAAAGCCUUUGUUCAAAACAGAACUCUUCAAAUGCAUGAAAAGACACAUAGUGGAGAGAAACCCUAUGAAUGUAAUCAAUGUGGUAAAGCCUUUACAAAGCCCAUUCAUCUUCAAGUACAUAGAAGAUUACAUACUGGAGAGAAACCCUAUGAAUGUAAUCAGUGUGGUAAAGCCUUUGCUCAUCACAGUGCUCUUCGAUUACAUGAAAGAACACAUACUGGAGAGAAACCCUAUGAAUGUAAACAAUGUGGUAAAACCUUUGCACAGCCUGGUCAUCUUCAAGUACAUAAAAGAACACAUACUGGAGAGAAACCCUAUGAAUGUAAUCAGUGUGGUAAAGCCUUUACUCGACACAGUGCUCUUCGAUUACAUGAAAGAACACAUACUGGAGAGAAACCCUAUGAAUGUAAUCAGUGUGGUAAAGCCUUUACUCGACAUAGUGCUCUUCAAUUACAUGAAAGAACACAUACUGGAGAGAAACCCUAUGAAUGUAAUCAGUGUGGUAAAGUCUUUGCACAUCCUGGUCAUCUUCAAGUACAUAAAAGAACACAUACUGGAGAGAAACCCUAUGAAUGUAAUCAGUGUGGUAAAGCCUUUGCUCAAAAGAGUACUCUUCAAAUGCAUGAAAGGACACAUACUGGAGAGAAACCCUAUGAAUGUAAUUAUUGUGGUAAAGCCUUUGCUCAACACAGUGCUCUUCGAUUACAUGAAAGAACACAUACUGGAGAGAAACCCUAUGAAUGUAAUCAGUGUGGUAAAGCUUUUGCUCGACACAGUGCUCUUCGAUUACAUGAAAGAACACAUACUGGAGAAAAACCCUAUGAAUGUAAUCAGUGUGGUAAAGCCUUUGCUCAACACAUUGCUCUUCGAUUACAUGAAAGAACACAUACUGGAGAGAAACCCUAUGAAUGUAAUCAGUGUGGUAAAGCCUUUGCACAUCCCGGUCAUCUUCAAGUACAUAAAAGAACACAUACUGGAGAGAAACCCUAUGAAUGUAAUCAGUGUGGUAAAGCCUUUGCACAUUCCACUCAUCUUCAAGUACAUAAAAGAACACAUACUGGAGAGAAACCCAAUGAAUGUAAUCAUUGUGGUAAAGCCUUUGCUCGACACAGUGCUCUUCGAUUACAUGAAAGAACACAUACUGGAGAGAAACCCUAUGAAUGUAAACAAUGUGGUAAAGCCUUUGCACAGCCCAAUCACCUUCAAGUACAUAAAAGAACACAUACUGGAGAGAAACCCUAUGAAUGUAAUCAGUGUGGUAAAGCCUUUGCUCAAAACAGUACUCUUCAAAUUCAUGAAAGGACACAUAGUGGAGAGAAACCCUAUGAAUGUAAACAAUGUGGUAAAACCUUUGCACAGCCCAAUCACCUUCAAGUACAUAAAAGAACACAUACU